GCGGAUUUGCUCGGCGGUAGGGCAGCGAAGAGGCCGCGAGACUCUGCGCUGCGAUCGUCCUCUGGACCAGAGCGAGUGGGCGGCCGCGACUCGGGCCCCACCAUGGCGGCGAACUAUUCCAGCACGGCUCCCAGAAGAGAGCACACCAAAACCAGCACCGCCGCACAGCCGGGCUUCCUGGAGCGGCUCAGCGAGACCUCCGGGGGGAUGUUCGUGGGGCUCGUGACCUUCCUGCUCUCCUUCUACUUAAUUUUCACCAACGAGGGCCGCGCACUGAAGACGGCGACCACGCUGGCUGAGGGGCUCUCGCUCGUGGUGACCCCCGAGAGCAUCCACACGGUGGCCCCGGAGAACGAAGGGAGGCUGGUGCACAUCAUCGGAGCCCUGCGGACGUCCAAGCUCUUGUCUGACCCAAACUAUGGGGUGCACCUGCCAGCCGUGAAGCUGCGGAGGCACGUGGAGAUGUACCAGUGGGUGGAGACUGAAGAGUCCAGGGAGUACACCGAGGACGGGCAGGUGAAGAAGGAGACGAGGUAUUCCUACAACACUGAAUGGAGGUCGGAAAUCAUCAGCAGCAAGAACUUCGACCGAGAAAUUGGCCACAAGAACCCCAGUGCCAUGGCGGUGGAGUCAUUCACAGCAACAGCCCCCUUCGUCCAAAUCGGCAGGUUUUUCCUCUCAGCAGGCCUCAUCGACAAGGUCAACAACUUCAAGCCGCUGAGCCUGGCCAAGCUGGAGGACCCCCACGUGGACAUCAUCCGCCGGGGAGACUUCUUCUACCACAGCGAAAACCCCAAGUACCCAGAGGUUGGAGACCUGCGUGUCAGCUUUUCCUAUGCGGGACUGAGCAGCGAUGACCCUGACCUGGGCCCCGCUCAUGUGGUCACUGUGAUUGCCCGGCAGAGGGGUGACCAGCUGGUCCCCUACUCCACCAAGUCUGGGGAUUCUCUGCUGCUCCUGCACCACGGGGACUUCUCGGCAGAGGAGGUGUUUCGUAGAGAACAGAAGAGCAACUCCUUGAAGACAUGGGGCCUCCGGGCCGCCGGCUGGAUGGCCAUGUUCAUGGGCCUCAACCUCAUGACGCGGAUCCUCUACACCCUGGUGGACUGGUUUCCUGUCUUCCGAGACCUGGUCAACAUUGGCCUGAAAGCCUUUGCCUUCUGCGUGGCCACGUCACUCACCCUGCUCACCGUGGCCGCCGGCUGGCUCUUCUACCGGCCCCUGUGGGCCCUCUUCAUCAGCUCCCUGGCCCUGGUGCCCCUCAUCAUAGCCCGGACGCGGGUGCCUGCCAAGAAGCUAGAGUGAAGCUGGAGCAGGCCCUGGCAUCUGCCUGGCCUGCACGAGCCUCAGGAUCCAGGAGGCCCCAGCCUCUGACCUGGCUCCACACCAGAGCAGGCCCCCAGCUCGGCUUGGCCUCUGCACUCCCUGCUCUUCUGAGAGCUGGCGUCCACCAGUUCCCCCUUUCCCCACCCCUGUUCUUGCCACUAAGCCGCUGUGCUGGGCAGAAGCAGCUCGCAUAUGGGGCCCUAGCAAGCAUUCUCCUGCUCCUUCCCUUCCCCUGGGACCGGGGGUGUGGCAGGUACGUGGUCCACUUCACUCACUCCAGAGACCCGCUGGGAGGGCUCAGCCCUACCAUCGCCUGUGUCUCGUCCCUGAGGACAGGAGCCAGGGCUGUGCCACUGCCAUGGGCAUCCAUCAUCCACACGGGGCCUUUACACACUGUUGCCACACAGUCCUGGGCUACCCAGCCAACUGAGCAGGUGCACCCAAAGCAGUCUAUGGACAGAACACACUGCAGGUGGCGCCGUGAGGAAGCUGACGUGGCUGGGCUGUGCACUCACCGCUCUGGUGGGAUCUCCUGGGUGUGCAGGACCACCCAGGCCCUGCGAAGGCUUCUCUGUUACUUUGCAACUUCACUUCUUCAUGUGCACUUUCUCACCCAAGAGGGACUUGUCUGAAAUAAGAUUUGAAAAAACCAAAGACUUCCAGAAUCACUAGCGUUUCAGACUGUUACAGAAAACACCUUUUAACCUGUGAGCUCAAGUUCACCCGGAGCACUGACAGGCAUUAAGCUGGGGUGCAACUUCAGUGGUGCGGGGUCCCUGCGACACACAUGAUGCUAUGGGGACAAGCUCUAGCAAAAUGGCUGGUUUUCACUCUGGGAGACCGGAAGCUCACAGGGUGGAGAAAGCACCUUCUUUGAUCCCUGCUACAGACACUAUCUUCGCCUGAAGACAGCCAUUGAAGGACGCUGACUGGAAGCUUCGUGUAGCCGGCUGCAUCACAGGGGCCCCCAGCCGGCCAGAAUCCAGAGCCAGAGGGCUGAGGCAUGCAUGGGAUGCCCACGCUGCCCUCUGCACCUUCCACAGUGGGAGUGCUUGGACCCAGGCACCCAGCCUCAGAGGCUGCUUCCGGCUGGAUUUCUGUGUUGUAUCCACAGCUUUACUCCCCAGUACAAUACACUCCCACUCAACUCAGCUUCCAAGUUUCCCAAAUUUCCCCAACGCUCUUAAGGAUAAAGUAUGCUGUAACCUUAACAUCCCAAAAAGUCCUCUGUGCAGCCUUUACCCCACCAAUACUGGGAGCGGGUGCUUUAGCAGCUGAUACUGGGGCUGAAUCAAAGGGGAGACCUUCUGAGCUGCUCUCGCGUCCUGGGCUCUGGUCUGUAAAUGGAGACCCUUUGUGUUAAAACAGCCACCCUCUGAGAUGACUCACCUGGUGGAGCAGUAUUCACUGCUGCUUAGUACCGACCAACUUCAUCAGAUCUCUCAACUCUCAAAGGAGAUUUCUGGAAAAGUUCUAACUAGAAGAUGGCUAAAUAUACAAUCUUUGGGGUCUGCUUUGUGUUUGGGUUUCUAUUUUUUAAUAUGGACUUCACUGCCAAUUUCAGAUGUUCUUAAAAAGCCAAAUUUUUAGAAUUUUAAGAGUUUGGAAAAUCUCUGUUAAAUCUGUAUUACCUUUGUUAUUUUUGAUAAAAUUUGGAAUAAACUUAUAGUAUCUUUUGGUAUAAGACCUUGCCACUUUUUUGGUCUUGGUGUUUUUUAUGAGGCUUUUUUUUCCCUGAAAUCUCUAGUAAAAGAAUUCAGCCACAGAAUUCAUCAAAAACUAUGGAUUUUUAGAACUGAGUUUUAAGUAGCUUUUCAGUGGUUAAAGCUAGGUUUCAGUUCUUUUAAAGAGGGCGACUCAAUAUUGCCAACACUUAAUAAAACUCACUUUG
This is a messenger RNA of Lepus europaeus (European hare), 3217 nucleotides long. It is a transcript of the gene TMEM43, whose product is annotated as transmembrane protein 43. The transcript has 12 exons. Bases 103 to 1305 code for a protein of 400 amino acids. Gene Ontology annotation, cellular component: nuclear inner membrane. Gene Ontology annotation, biological process: nuclear membrane organization. The record is from RefSeq and is a predicted model, not a curated record. Lineage: Eukaryota; Metazoa; Chordata; Mammalia; Lagomorpha; Leporidae.